CCUGUUGGCGCCUAUGUAGUCUAAUUUCGUGCGCGAUAAUUCAUCCAGAUUUCCCGCGACUUUUGUCAUCUAUCGUUUGUUCUAGUCAGGCGUCUAGAAAAGCCUCGAAAAAACAUUAAAAGGUCAAAGCAAUCCACCUGAACGUUUAAUAGAAGCCACCGUAUGAUCGUUGGAAGGUGUAGCGUUAAAACUUGCAACGAAUGAUUCGAGUGAAGUCGAGACGUCUAAUUAAUAAAUUGCAGUCGAUGCUGACGUACAAUGGCUGCGCUGGAGGAACGGUGGACACGGAGAACGGUUCUCCAGCGGAGUCAAUAUUGUCCGGCGAAGGAGAACUCGCGGAGGAAGUCGGCGAUUCUUCUGGCACGUCGAGAGACACGGAGGAGGAAGCGACGCUCUCGGAUGAAUUUUAUUCCCAUGACACCGAUGAGGAAGAGGACCAAGGCAAGAAAAGGCGAGAUCGCAACAAUUCCCUAGACGGCAUUUCGUCUUCAGGCAGUGGUCACCUCGGUUCACCAACUUCUCGUGUAGGGACUUUGGGAGUUCGAAAGUUAUUCACGAACAGUCGUGAACGUUGGAGACAGCAGAAUGUUAGUGGAGCCUUUGCCGAGCUUCGAAAAUUGGUGCCUACUCAUCCGCCGGAUAAGAAACUAUCUAAGAAUGAGAUCUUGCGAAUGGCGAUUCGGUACAUACGACUGCUAAGCAACGUUCUGGAAUGGCAAAAGGCGCAAGAACGAAACGAAGUGACGCAACACGAGGUCCGGAUCAAAUGCGAGCCUAAUCUUGCCACUCACAAUUCAACGGGCUAUCUCGUAAAAUCCUCGACAUCAUACUUGAAGCAGGAGAAGCAUACAAGCGAGAACCACGCGUACAGAACGAGCUUCAGUAGCCAAAAACAACUACAGCAUCCGAUAUCUCACGUAGUGUGUGAUAAGAACGGAAACAAUUUGUUAAUGAUCGCGCCUUCUGGUCACAGUAUAACAAAUGCUGCGUGCAAAAGAAGCAUGACACCGUCAACGGUCGUUGCACAAAAUUCUAUUCCGCCAAAUGCGUUGACCAACGGAAGUUUGACGCGAUCUUUGUCUGGUUCGCGAUCUUCCACCUUUCCAAAGUCGCCUCAAAUAAACGCUCAGGUCAUAACUAGCUCGAGUAUUCUAACAAAUUGUUCGCCGAGUGUUUCUGUAACGAGUAGCGCGUCCACUAUUACUGGAAGUGCGGUAAAUUCCGGCCAGAAGAGGCCAAAAAUCGAGAAAGAGGAAGAGGAACAGUUAUCUGGACAAAGCAGAGAUUGUAAACCUCUGACAUCCUCUGUACACGGGAUACCCACAAGGAAGAGGGUAAAGAUGUUCGUUAAAGAUUCUAGUGCAGGAUUUCGUAGCGAUUUUCGAAAUAUCGAGCGUAAAUAAGAUGGAAGAGCAUAUGAUAUUUUGAAAAUAACUUUCUUUCAUCAAUUGAAACUAACUAAUUAAUUUACUACUAACUAAUUUACUAGUUCGUUUAUGGUUUGAUUUACGGGUUUGUUAUUCGGGAUAGGAUCGUAAGAUACAAAAUUGUAAGUUUGUUUUUUAAGUGCAAUCUAGUCUAGAAUAAGUUUUGAUAGUACCGUGAGUUUAAGAUACAAAUGAUCGUGAUGUUUCUUUGUGUAAAAUCAAGAUGAUUGAGAUGUCAUCUUUUUUUUUUAAAGAAUAUUUUAUUAGUUAAAUCAUAUUACAUAUUACUUGUACGGCAUUAGGUACACUUUUCUUUUACGUUUUACAUUCUGUCGCGAUCGUACAUGAAGUAAUGCAAUGUUUUUCAACGUCGUACAAUAAUUAUUGAAAAUCAGUUUCAUUUGAAACUUCAUAAAGCAUAUCGACUCCUUUCAAAAUCAUGAUUGAAAGCUGCAUACCGUUCGACGAUAUCGUCAUAAAUUAUACUCUUACAAGAAUCCUCCAUAUAUAAAACACCAUUUCCGGCAUACGGCACACAUAUUCAAAAUUUGACACCGAAUUGUGGCAAAAGGGAGAAUUUCAGGUGCUGGUGAACUUCCAACGACUACGUGUGUAACAUUUGACUAGAACAACUGUCUUACUAACGAUCACGGGUUGACGAAAUAAAUUAUUGAACGUAAAUUUAUCAAA
Bombus pascuorum is the source of this 2117-nucleotide messenger RNA. RefSeq lists its product as uncharacterized. Gene Ontology annotation, molecular function: RNA polymerase II cis-regulatory region sequence-specific DNA binding; DNA-binding transcription factor activity, RNA polymerase II-specific; protein dimerization activity. The record is from RefSeq and is a predicted model, not a curated record. NCBI's taxonomy places the organism in Eukaryota, Metazoa, Arthropoda, Insecta, Hymenoptera, Apidae. The coding region runs from base 201 to 1403 and encodes 400 amino acids. Gene Ontology annotation, biological process: regulation of transcription by RNA polymerase II. The transcript is spliced from 3 exons.